AUGAUUUUGACACCACCUAGUCACCGUAAGCAUAGGGCCAAAACCACGGUGCCGGACCUUACAAUGCAGUCUAGCAAGUCGUCUGAGGACGGAAUGUGCAGCGAUGAGGGCACAAAAGUGUACCGCAGGAAGAAAUUUGCCUGUGUGGAAUGCAGGCAACAAAAAUCCAGGUGCGAUGCCUCUGAGAAGGCACCCGGUCCAUGCACCAAAUGUAAACAGAAGGGUGUUACCUGCGUUCUAAAGAAAGAUUUCAGAAGGACCUACAAGAGGGCGAGAAAUGAGGCCAUUGAGAAACGAUUCAAAGAGUUAACUGCUAGUUUAUCAAAUCUAUCCUCCGAGGAAAUCCUGCAAAAAAUCAAAGAGGAACAGGAGGCGUUAUUGGAUAAUCGCAAUUUCACGAGAAAGAAGGUUAAAAAAUUGAAAUUAGAGGCAGAACACCCGUCAUUGGACUCUCGCACUGCGAGCAAUACGACGCCUGUGUCAUAUACAUUCCCCACGGUACAGAAGAUGACCGAAGACCAACUAAAAUGUACACCGAAGAGCCUGGAUGACAUAUGCAUGUCGAGUGAGGAAAUAGCCGAUAUAUUUCAAGAGUUUGCAACGCACUAUCAUCAAUUUUUACCUGUGGUGAACUUGAAUAACGGCGCGGAGAAAAUAUACGCUCUUUCCCCCUGCCUAUUUUGGGUUAUUCUACUUAUUGGCCUUAGAAGGUGCACAAAAUACCACAAAGAUGACAUUAUGAACAGAUUGUCCAUGCUAGUGAAGAACAUUCUUGCAGAGAUUACAAUUUCCCCCAUCAUUAGGUAUACUCCGGACCCCCUCGAUGAACCUAUUUUGAACGUUGCCUCUGUAUAUUCGGUCCAGGCAUUUUUGCUAUAUACAUUUUGGCCGCCGUUAACAUCCUCCCUUAGUGCGGAUACGUCAUGGAACACAAUUGGGACAGCGAUGUUUCAAGCUGUGAGAGUGGGAUUGAAUUGUGCUGAUUUUUCUAAAGAAUAUGCCGACGCCAAUGCUGAGUUGAUCAUCGAACAACGGCGGACAUGGAUAUGUUGUAACAUUGUCUCUCAGAUAAUAGCCUCUUCGUUUGGGUUCCCCUCUUAUGUUUCCUUUGACCACUCAGUGAUGAGCUCAAUCAAAAAUUUUACUUCACAAGAUGGCGACCACCCGUUUAAAAGCUCCAUACCGGAUGAACUUAUUCAAAUGACACAGAUUGCUCAUUUUGAGAGCCAAAUUAUCAACACGAUGAAUUCGAACCCCUCGAAUAAGUUAGGUAUGGUGAGUCCCGAGGAAAGACAACCCCUUCUACGUGUUUUGAACCAACAGCUAUCACAACUGGAACUCAAUCUACAAACCCACAAUAUCGACGACACAAGAAAGUUUUUGUUACUUGUCUCCAAAGUCCAUCUUUUAACGUACUACUUCACCGAGGAAAACAAAAGUGAAUUGAGAAUUGAGAAGCCCCGGAACUCGAUGGACCUAAUGGAGAAGAACUUUGAGACCAAGACUGGACUCGUGAAGGUUUACAAUGCUACCGUAAAUCUGUUGAAUCACGCACAGAGGAUGUCAGAAAGUGACCCAACGAUUAUCAAGUACUUCCCAGGCUGCUUUGUUUUGAAUAUAUGGCAGUCCGCCUGUAUCAUAAGUAAAUUGGUACACUCUUCGCUUUCCACGGUGAUAGACGUUGGGAGGGGGAAGGAUGCAUACCAAUUUGCGAUACGGUUGACAUACCAAGCUUCUGUAUUGAAGCACGACAUGGCUUAUAGAUCUUCAGGAAUAAUGAGGAGUAUUUGGAGUCUCUUUGGCAACAUGUACGAUGUUUGGAAACAUACGAAUAAGGACAUGGGUGAGUUCAAUCUUUACAUCACUGUGAAGUCCAGAAUGGCUGUGAGUGUAUUCUUUGAUUGUUUAUACAUAUUGAAGGAAAAGUGCGGCAUGGCAAAGUUGGAGAGGGAAGGCGGGAAGUACCUGUUGCGUGAAGCUAAGAAUGAGGAAGAAGACGACGACUCUGAGGGCGAAUACGAUAACUUGGAUGUACAAGAUCAGAAAAGAGGCAAGAGGAACGCUUUUACGCAUAUCAAAGAUCCAGAGGAGAGAGCUCGACGAAUUAUGGAGACAAUCCCGCUAGACCCCAAUCCGAUAAAUGCUGGUGGAAAUUUGCGGUACGGUUCCAGCACACACUCGAAUAGUGCCAAGUCCAAUACCCCUCUACAGGGGUCUCCCUUAUCCAUAGAGACCAUCUCCAAUGCAAGAAUAUUGCAUAGCUUAGACUCUCACGAUAGUAUCUUCAAACACACCAAACGGAGACCUGUCAACGACACUGAGCAGCAACCGAAGAACCAGCUGUUUGAGAACCGAGUAUCGCAAUUACCGCAUCCAGCAACCACGGAGGAUACCAUUAACACGCCUGCGGACGAAGAGUUAUUGUCGCUAGAUGACCCAGCGGUAAACCCGAUUAUGGGUUCAGCUGCGGCAACGGCGUUUCCGAGUUUUUCUAACUCUGACUCACCGGGAAGCAACAGAAUGGUUUCCUGGGACAACUGGCAAUCGGAUGUGGUGUGGAAGGAUGUUGACAUCCUCAUGAACGAGUUUGCAUUUAACCCAACCGUUUAA
Molecule: messenger RNA, 2610 nt
Organism: Huiozyma naganishii CBS 8797
Lineage: Eukaryota; Fungi; Ascomycota; Saccharomycetes; Saccharomycetales; Saccharomycetaceae
Gene: LEU3
Product: leucine-responsive transcriptional regulator LEU3
Exons: 1
Coding region: 1-2610 (869 amino acids)
Biological process (GO): regulation of DNA-templated transcription
Cellular component (GO): nucleus
Molecular function (GO): DNA-binding transcription factor activity, RNA polymerase II-specific; zinc ion binding; transcription cis-regulatory region binding
Source: RefSeq, a predicted model, not a curated record